This is a messenger RNA of Anopheles aquasalis, 10464 nucleotides long. RefSeq names its product Adenylyl cyclase 13E (gene Ac13E). Gene Ontology annotation, biological process: intracellular signal transduction; cyclic nucleotide biosynthetic process; adenylate cyclase-activating G protein-coupled receptor signaling pathway. NCBI's taxonomy places the organism in Eukaryota, Metazoa, Arthropoda, Insecta, Diptera, Culicidae. Gene Ontology annotation, molecular function: adenylate cyclase activity. Gene Ontology annotation, cellular component: plasma membrane. The record is from RefSeq and is a predicted model, not a curated record.
GAAAGGGAUCCCUCCACGGCCGACAUCAUAGUCACAAAAAGUGUGGAACAAAAAGGGCAAAAUCUAUUCGCGUCCCCUCCGUUCAUGGUCGCCUUGUAUCCUGACAGCAACAACAACAACGACGACGGCAGCGACGGCAGCGACGACGAAGACAACAAUUGUUGCUCGCACCACUUGGUCGCUAACGCAUCCUUCCGAGCAUUCCCGUACUUGAUCGCGGUCUCGCGCGCGCGCGUGUGUGUGUGUUCCUUUGUGCUGUUGCUGCUGCUACAGCUGGAGCGUUGGAACCCGGCCCCGGGACCCUCUGGACCAGGCGUGUGGCGUGUGACUUAGUGCUUGGCCCGCAGGAGGAGAUCGAGAUGAUGAGGAGCAAGCAUCAGGCAGCGUCCAGCGGCAGUCUGUGAGUGCACACCGAGUCUGCUUCCCAUUCCCACUCGGUUACCCAAUCAACCAUCAAAGUCAGCGCAAACAGCACCCACCCAGCUCAAACCGACCCAUUCCGACCGACCACGGCCACACGGCCACACGGUGACACGGGGCCGCUGCUGCUGCUUAGAAAGGAAAACGCUUAGAAAAAAGAAAAAGGUACAGGGUCCCAGCGAUCAGGCAAUCCUGAUGGGCCGAUCACACAUCAUGUCCGAGAUUGUUGCCCACCGAACGAACCAGCACCAUCAUUGGCAGCCAGCGUAUUGCUGGUUAACGAUGGUACAGUAAGCAACGUCACAGCAGGAACAGGAGGAGGAGGAAGAGUAUAGGGGGGAGUUUGGGAGCAGUACGAGCAUCCGAUAGACGCUGUAGAACGCGCAAGGCGACGCACGCUCCCCUACACUACCAGCCACUGCAGCGGGAAGGCGGCCGCCCCGACUGCCAACCAACCGAAACCCAAGAGGAAACCAGGACCAGGGAGGGACCACGGUUUCAACAAUGUCGGAGACUGCAUCCAACUGCCGUACGUCGACCUCGUUCACGACGAUGCCACCGGUGCUGACGGACAGCCAGAAGGGUUCGGUGGAGGACAUCCAGAUCUCGCUGGCACCGUACAUCCAGUCGUACCUGAGCCAAACCGGCCGGCGGCACUCGUGCUGCCGCGUCAUGCUGCCGGUGGCGUUCGAGCGGGCCGCUCCCCGCUCGUGGGCCGAUCCGCGCUUCGAUUCGCCCGUCCUCGAGGGCCAGUAUCAGGCGAGCGUGUUCCCCCAGCUGCGGCUCAAGUUUCGCUUUGCGCUGUUCUACAUUCUGCUCUGCUCGCUCGUCUGGCUGCUGUACUUUCUGCUGGACGGCGGACCAACCACCUACACCCCGCUCACCGGCUCGAUCGGGCUGAUCUUUGUGUUUGCGCUGCUCGGCCUGUGGGUGACGGGCACCGAUAUCUACCGGGCGUACACGAACCUACUAUCCGGCUGCUGUGCCGUCCUGCUGUGCAUGUUCUCGCUCGCCCUGCUGCUGCUGACACGCGAAGCCCUCAGCCCGCUCGGCCACUUUUCCAUCUGCAUCGAGAUCGUGCUGCUGGUGUACACGAUUAUCCCGCUGCCACUGUGGCUCUGCUGUACGAUCAGCACCGUGUACUCGGUGUGCUUCGAGGUGCUUUCGUUUCUGCAGCAGACCCGCUUCGAUUACAACUCCCGGCCGGUGGCGGCGGCGCCGGCGGCGCCGGGUCACGGGACGGGCGACGCGGCCGACUACUACUACUACUUUGGUGGCACGGGACCGGGACCGGGCACGGGACCGGGCGGGGACGCGCCCGGCGCUGACGACGACGACGGGACGUUCCUGUACAAAAUCAUCCUGAUCCGGGUGCUGAUCCAGCUGUGCGUCCACCUGAUCGGGGUCCAGAUACUCGUCAUGACGGUGGUGCGGAUGCGCGGCACCUUCAUGAAGGUGGGCCAGAACCUGCUGGUGCGCCGCCAGCUCGAGAUGGAGAAGCAGCUGAAGGAGAAGAUGAUCCACUCGAUGAUGCCACCGAAGGUGGCGGAUCUGCUGCUGAGGGAAAGCCGUGGGACGGGCCGGGGGGCCGGUACCGGUGGCUCCAGCUUCGACCAGUACUCGGGGACGGCAUCGGCCCCAUCGGCGGCCACCCCACGCCGGGCCACCCCGUCCGACCUUAAAUCGCUGUUCCGGCCGUUCCACAUGAACCGGAUGGAGAACGUGAGCAUCCUGUUUGCCGACAUCGUCGGGUUUACGCGCAUGUCCGCGACCAAGACGGCCGAACAGCUGGUGGAGAUACUGAACGAUCUGUUCGAGCGGUUCGACGAUCUGUGUCUGGUGAAUGGGUGCGAGAAGAUUUCGACGCUCGGCGACUGUUACUACUGUGUGUCGGGGUGCCCGGAACCGCGGCCCGACCAUGCGAUCUGCUGCGUCGAGAUGGGGCUCGGUAUGAUCGAGUCGAUACGGGUGUUUGACGCGCAGCGGAACGAGGGCAUCAAGAUGCGGGUCGGUGUGCACACCGGUACGGUACUGUGCGGGAUUGUCGGUACCAAGCGGGUCAAGUUUGAUGUGUGGAGCAACGAUGUCACGCUGGCGAAUCGAAUGGAAUCGAGCGGCAAACCGGACCAAGUGCACGUGUCGGAGGAAACGUGCGGAUUCCUGGGCGAUUCCUACGUCAUCGAAGAGGGAGAGGAAGUGGAUGGCCACCGGACAUACUUUGUGGUGGGCAAACGGGUUGAGGAACCGGGCCACCAGGGGGGUGCCCUGCUCGAGGAGCUGCCCGGUAUGAUGCACCAUCUGUUCGCUACGGGCCCGCUGGCAACCGGUGACAGUGACCAGCACGCCGGUGGUGGCAGUUCGUGUUUGUCGCGCAGCGUGACCAACGUAUCGUCGAUUGAACCGGCCGUACCACCCGCCUCACCGGCCGGUCCCAUUUUCUUCGCUUCGCUGCACGCAUCCCCGAUCACUAACCCGCGGCCACGGCUUGCUUCGCUUACCAAAAUGACGAAAUUCCUACGUUCGGCUGUCAAGGGGGGUGAGGGCGGUGGUCGGCAGCUGAUCGUCGGCGAGGGUACAACACCGUCCGGCGCCAGCGAGCGCGAAUCGCUCGAGAAGCCACGUAUCAUCAUCAGCACCAAGUCGAUUUCGGAUGAGUUUUACAACGGUGGUGGUGGUGAGGAGGAGGAAGAGGAGGUACUGCACCACCACGGAUCGGCCCGGGAUUUGUGCGCCGUACAGCAGCAGCAAUCCGCCACCAGUUCGCUUUCAAGACUGCAACACAACACACGGAGCGGACAACACGACGACGACGACGACGACGAUUGGCAGACGACGACGACGACGACAGUUACUGAGCAGCAGCUUGGUCGAGAGUUAACGCAACACACCAGCUCGUUCCGUUCCUGCUGGAAGGUGGGCAAUCUGCUGACGAAAAAACGUCACGAUCCACCACCGAACACGGACCUGGAAGGUGGUUUACGAAUCUGUGAUAAUGUAAAGUGUCGAGAGGAGGAAAUACCGUGCAUCGGAACGUCGUCCCCAGUCGAUCAGGGUUCGAACGAACGCGAGCGACCCACCCACGAUAACAACGGCCAAACGAACGUCACCGGGAGCCAAGGUUGCUAUCAAACGUUACCGAUCCUAAUCGUUACGCCACGGCCCGCUACGGUGGCUGGUGGCACGGCCACCAACGCAACCACCUGUUCCAGUGCUCCUGGCAGUGGAAGCGGCACCGGUGUUGGUGAUGGCUCACUGUUCAUCGACGAGAUCAUCGAUGUGCGAUCGUACAUUUCGCAAUCACGGAGCGACAUUUCACCGUUCGCCCGCACCGGCAGCUAUCGCUCGCAGACCACCGAUCGUUCCUCGAUCAUUCACGAGGUGGCACGCGGUGCCACGGAACGGGGAACGGGACUGAUGGCCGGUGGUGGGAACCACGGUCGUCCACGGAGCUCCACCAUCAGUGCCGCCACCGGAUCGUACGGUGAGACGGGGGACGGGGGACAACCAGGGGGACCGCAGCCUCAGCGCCACGCUUCGGUGGCCGCCUGUUCGAGCGCCCGGUUACUACUCGGCCCCGACGGUGCUAGCCUCUCACCAUCGGCCACCUCCCGGAAGGAUUCGGGCAUCCGUUCGAACAGCCGCCGUUCGAGCAUCCAGCACCAGAUCAUGCUGAUGAACCAGAGUGCGGCCCUGUCGUUACACCGUGUAUCCGGUUACUUUACCAGCUCCCAGUCCAGCCUGUCCGGUGCGAUGGUGACCGGAGUGGAGCUAGAGCAAACGGGCAACCGACCUGCCCCGGGUGCACCGCCAAACGGUAGCCUGCGCGGUACCACUGCAGCCACGACGGAACACGCUGGUACCACCGGGAAGUGUUUCGUUGGCCCACGGGAACCACACCCGGAUCCACUGGCCGCCUGUCUGCAGCAGCUCCGUAAACAGUCCGACCUGCAGCUGAUCCGGUGCGUGCGCGAUAAUGCACGCUCGCAACGGAGCUACCUGGUAAAGCCGCCCCUGCUACCCGUCUCGCUCCGCUUCAAGUCACGCCUGAUGGAGAAAGAGUUCCGCUCGAAGGCGCACCGCUUUGGCACCGAUACGGAGGCGGCGGGCGUCGGUGGUUUCGCCGGUGGUCUUGGUGAACUGGACGGUACCGGACCGCCAACACUUGCCACACCGAAGUACAACACGUACAUCGAUCUGCUCGUCUCGUUCGCCAUCUACCUGGCGACGUCUACCUCGCUCUUUCUCCUAUCGCCGUCGGUGUACCUUGAGUCGUACAAGGUGUGGGUGUGCAUCUUUGUGCUGUUCAGCACCGUGCAGCUGUUCGCGUUGUUCAUCUGCACCAAGCAGGUGUGCCGGCGGGCACGCAAACCAUCGAGCGGGCGCCAUCGUGCCCGGGCUAGCCGCAGCUGUUACGAUUGUCUGCUCCAGCUCGCUUCCCACUGGUACCCGUGGCAUCUGUGCGGUGGUAUCCUGAUGUCCCUACCCGUCAUCUCGAUCCUGUCGAACUUUGCGAUGAUGGACGUGAGCAAGUUUCGUGUGUUUGAGUUCCACUACGGUUUCCUGAUGUACAUCUGUAUCGUGCAUUGCUGUAACUUUACGCAGCUGAACUGGGGCAUGCGCAACUGUAUGGCACUUGGGACGGCUGUCGCUUUUAUUGGUAUUGCCGCCGGGCAUAUGGUGCAACUGUCGGCGCUGGAAGCGGAGAGUGCCAGUUUGCGGACCGGUCUCCCAGCGAAUGGGACGACCGGACGGAACAGACCGCUCCAUCAGGCCCAGUUCGAGUGGUUCAACAACUACCGGGUCGAGAUUUACGUCGAUCUGUUUCUGCUACUCGUGCUGGUGUGGUUUCUGAAUCGGGAGUUUGAAAUCGGUUACCGGUUGAGCUUCCACGGGAGCGCGGUGGCGAGCCAGGACAAGGUGCGCGUCCAGAACAUGAAGAACCAGGCGGACAUGCUGCUGCACAACAUUAUCCCGAAGCACGUGGCGGAGCAGCUGAAAAACACCGCCAAAUACUCGGAGAACCACCACGGCAUCGGUAUCAUCUUUGCGAGCAUUAUCAACUUCAACGAAAUGUACGACGAGUCGUACCUGGGCGGGAAGGAGUAUCUGCGCGUGCUGAACGAACUGAUUGCCGACUUUGACGAGCUGCUCGCGCGGCCCGAGUUCCGGUGCGUGGAGAAGAUCAAAACGAUCGGCAGCACGUUUAUGGCGGCGUCCGGGCUCGAUCCGAGCUGUCGCGGUGAGUCGUACGAGCAUCUGUACGCGCUGGUGGACUUUGCGCUCGCGAUGCAACAGGUGGUCGAGUCGUUUAACCGGGAUCUGCUCGAGUUUAAUCUGAUUAUGCGCGUCGGCUACAACUUUGGUGAUGUGACGGCCGGUGUGAUCGGUACGAGCAAGCUGUACUACGACAUUUGGGGCGAUGCCGUGAACGUUGCUAGCCGGAUGGACUCGACGGGGGUGGCGGGCCGGAUACAGGUCGGUAGUGAGUGUGUGCCGGUCCUGAGCGAACGGUACGACUUUGAGCCGCGGGGUAAGGUGUACGUGAAGGAGGACCAUAUGGAAGUGUACCUGCUGGUGAGUAAAAAACCGGACCUACUGGGACCACCGGAACUAGAUAUAGAUCCCCUUUAAGCGCGUGUCGUGCCAGGAUGGAGCCGCGCGCCCCUUACCCAUAUCAGUCAGGUUCGCCCCAUUUCGCCCUCUUGCCUCCUCGGUGCUCGGUACUAGUAACCAGACGCACGCGCACACACACACACACACACACACACAGGAGACGCACAAACACAGAUGGGACAGGAAAUCAGUAGUGCUGGAAGAGUACUGCAUGCAAGGAACUAAGUAUGUGCCUUCUCUUUAAGAAAAAAAAGAAAAACAAACAGACAAACUAUUUAUAUUCUACAUACACUCCCCGGAAGCGGAACGCGCAAGCAACCGGAAACCAUAGGCUGAAUGUCAGAAUUUCAAACGGUUUAACGAUUUAACGAUGCACUGCAUCCCACCCACCCCACCAAUUGCAUCUUUUCUCGCCUCCUUGUUCUCUCUCACACUCUUUCUUUUUUUCUUCAUUCCUCUCUGUCAUAACUUCAGGGUGAGGCAAAAGCAAAGAGCUGCAGAACACAUUUAAAAUGCCAUAUCUUUUUCAUUGUUGUUUGGAAUUUUUUUUGAGUGAAACUAAAAAAUAUUGGGAAAUGUUUUAUAAAUUUUCAGAAUCAUUUAGGUUUUUUUUUUUCGAAUUUGUUACUUUUGAAUGAAUUAUGGUUUAGAGACCUCGUUGAAGAAACCAUAGCUCGUUGCCCACAGGGUGCUUUGUGGCCUUUUUGGCUCAUUCCUGGAGAAGCGUUUGCAUUAGCUGUUCGAAACGUUGUCAUUUUUUUGGUCUAACCUUGCCCUUUAAAAUGCCGUAAACGGAGAAGUCGUGCGCUUUUUAUGUCCGUAGCUAUUGACAGCCAAUGAGACAUGGAAAUGAAGUGUGGAACAUUCUUUUUUCGCCAAUCUCAUGUCUUGGUUGUUUUGAAGGAAGAUACAGAGUCCUGUUGGGAUCUCCAGGGCUUUCGCACGAAUUGUUUGCAUUUCGUGGACUGCAAUGAACCUUUUAAUAGCUUUGGCACAUUUAUUUUUUGAUUUAUCUCGGAUCCACCGAACAAAAAUGUGCGACGAAUGCGAAAAAUUGCGUGUUAUCGCAUCUCAAUCCAUUAUAAACCCUACUUUUGUGUCCUGGUGGCCAGCCGGAAGGGUGUAAAUUAUCAGCUGACUUCCCUGGCACCUAAACCUCAUCGCUUUUUUCGUUUACAAACUACAGGAUAACGAAUGGUUUCUAAUUGAAGAAAACCUAGUUCGGAAUUUCAUUACUUACAGCCAAGCAAAGUAACUGUUUGGCUUUAUUGAUUCUUAUUUUAUUUUGAUAAGGUCUGAGGCCAUGCCAGAAUUGGAAAGACCUUUACUUAAAGCUCAUUUUGAAGUAUUGGUUGGGUGAUUCCAGCUAAAAUUCAUUCGUCUACAUCAUUUUGAGUGAUGCGCGUCGGGGAAUUUUUUUUGAAAUUUGCUCCAUAACUAUUUGAACUAUUUUUUUUAACGAUGUUGCCGUUUUUUGCGAUGAACUUUCAGGGUGUCUGGCAACGCUACCAGUAUCAAAGAAACGACUUGUGGUCCGAGAACCAAUUGAUUCAUUUACAUUUAACUGCUGGAAGGCUCACAACGAUACCCGCUUGUGGUUUUGCUACCAAAUAGAAAAAAGGAAAUUGAAACAAUUGAAUUCCAUCAGGAAUAACUGUUUUUGCUGACAAUUUCCCACUAAAAUGCUUUUUUAGACAACAGAAUGAGCUAUCAGUGGAAAAAAUCCAACCAGCUGUCGGACAGACGAGUGGUUUAGAAAUGGCAGCAGUUUGAACUUUGUUGCCGUUUGUUUCUGUUUUUGCACUCACCCUGUACACACAUUACCAUUACACUUAAAUACAAAUCACUAAGAUUUUCGAUGUGCGGCCAUUUUCGCUUUCGGGGACGUUCGCAAUCCUUUUAGAGCUUUAGGUUAGCAGUUACACAAUGGCCCAGCACUGGGGGUUGAAGGUGUUGAAGGUGAAUUACUUGCGGUGGAUCGCUCGCAGUGUAAUAGCAUUAUAGCAUACUCUCGACUCCCACCCCCCAUCAUCUGCACCUCGUAUGCAUCGUAUUAGUCGAACUUCCUCUUGCCAACCGUUACUCUACAACUAAGCUGUGUUGUUUAUUGGCGUAUGUGUGUAUCUGUAUGUAUGUAUGUAUGAGCGUGUGAAGGAGACUGUGUAUGUGUUUAUGUGUGUGCUUGUGCGCGUCUAUCCUUGCGCGUAGCCGGUGCAUCGGCCGCUGUUCCCUUGACAGAUCGUGAUCGAGAGUUCUAAGUAAGUGCAAGACAAGCCGCGCUCUGUAGCGCUGUAAAACCACGUGCCAAUCGCGUAAUCAUUUCGCUUUAAGCAAAGGAAAAACUAUCAAAAUGUAAAGUGCUGUAAUGGUUUUGUUUUUCUGUUGUUGAAAGUCGUUACCAUGUGCAAUCCGUUACGGCAUUCAUAGAUUUUAUGUAGCAAAGCGAUAUAGGCGUAGCUAGAGCAGGGGAAAAAAGGGAGCGGUGUGGAGAAAAGAGAGAGAGAGAGAGAGAGAGAGAGAGAGAGAGCGAGGCGAAGGGAGAAGAUGGGUUUACAAGCAAAAUUACUGAAAAAAAGCAAUGUUAAAGCAUAUGUAUAUUUAUCUGUUAACGUCUCUAUCUCUCCCUCUCUCUCUCUCUCUCUCUCUCUCUCUCCCUUAAUAUGCAAACAUGUAUAGCAUAUCUAUAUGCAUAGUAGACACAUUCAUAGACAUGUCAACACCCCAGAUAUCAAUCGUUUUUAAUCAAUUCUUGCCAAAAUUAUCGAUAAGUCUAACAAACACGGUAACCAACAAGCUUUAAGGCCCCCGAAUUCGCCCGCUAUGCGGCCGGGAGGCGAGCUUCGGUUAGCACAGCCCGCCCGCUCGUCGUGGAUACAAACAAUCUAGUAGUGGGGCCGCAGGAGCCCAUGGGGAUAUGGAGGUUGUUUUUCAUAGCUUUGUGCUUUUUUUUUUGUUACACUUAAAAGAAUACUCCCCGCGCCGAUACUCCUCAAAACUCGAACAAACUUGUACUUGUGUAAUACUGGCUGAGACACAAGCGGCGAGCCGUGGCCGUGGAACGUUUUAUAAGAAAGAAGGGAAAAAAACAAACAAACGUUGCGGACCCUUCCGCGCUCCCGUCAAACAAAAGCGUGUCGUACUGUAGCUCCCAUUUUUUUAUGUGCUUUAUUUAUUAUUUUUUAAAGAAUGCCUCCGUUGUUCCAAGGGACGGGUGUAAGCGGGGGUGGCAGUGUGCCUGUUCGGUACUCGAUUGAGAUGGAUGUUUUAAGGUAAAAUUAGGGAUGGAAAUUGAAGCAGAAGAAUUGAAACAAAUGCGAUUAGAAGGCGGAUGCAGGUGGGAAGCGUAAGAACGGAAGCGUGCUAGCUGUGAUCGUAGGCUGUAGAUUGUGAGGAUGAGGGCCAGGGGCAAGGCAAGGGGCGUGUUUGACGCGCUCUUUUUCCUUCUCUACCCCCCCCCCCCCCCUCUCUCUCUCUCUCUCUCUCGCGCGCGCUUCUAGGCGCACGGCGAACGAUAACGUGUAUAGCAAUCUUUUUAUCCAUUCCCUCAGAUAUUUUUAUCGGAUAUUUAUAGCACACCCUUAACAACGCCACACUGAUACGCCGCUGUGUGCCAGCUCCUCGCACAUCACUCCGAUCAUCACUCAAGAAAUCUCAAGAAGACGAAGCGAAAGACAAAUAGCAAGCUGCAGCUCCGUGUGCACAUUGCGAUAAGCCAUCGCGUUGCCUUUUAUGAUUUCCACGUUGGUUUUUACUUGCUGAGUGCUGCUAUUGUCGAUUGAAAGAGAGAGAGAGAGAGAGAGAGAGAGAGAGAGAGAGAGAGAGAGAGAGAGAGAGAGAGAGAGAGAGAGAGAGAGAGAGAGAGAGAGAGAGAGAGAGAUCGCGAAUGCGAGGAGUGUCGAGGAGAUGAAUCUUUUGAUGGAUAUUGCUGGAGCUGAGCCGGAAGGAGAUGAACUAGAGCGGCAAUGAGCACAAAAACAAACGAAAGCAAGCUGAUCGAAACGAACAGUGUAUAUUAACUUAUGUUACUAUGAAGUGCAUGUUAGUUAUGCGACAAAAUCGGUCACUAUCCGCCACCAGUUGCUUGUGCUUGUGCGCGGACUGAAAGACCGCGUUGAUGGAGAAUGGAGAGGAUGGCAACUGUGUUAGUUGUGAAAGGAUCCUGUAUAAUAAUCCAUUUUUGAGCGCGGACCUGCGGCGGGAAGGAGCCAGGAGAACGAAACUCCCAGCACGCCCACUCAUUUCGCUUAUCGCUCGCUCGCUCGCUCGCUGUUUCGGCCAAUUGUACAAGGGUAAGGGCACAAGAGCAAACAAAAUAAUGAUACAUACAGAUUAACAAGGUAAAACAAAAAAACUCACGCAUCAUUAGCGAGAAGGAGCAGGCAGUGGAGUGAAUUAUAAAAUAAAAAAGAAAACACUUGGAAAUCAACUCAA